UAAUCGGUUCGGUUUCAACAACGACAACAACGGGUCAGGGGGGACAACAAGUUUUGGCGGUUAAAAGCGAUGAAUUCGUUGUGUUUGUGUUGUCGACGCCACCACGGCUUGUCUCCAUUGUCUACAACGUCAUUGCUCCGUUGCGCACCGCCGGUUUCGCGCCUCUGUAUCCACCCGACGAACACGUCUCGUCGACGUCCAGGUCAUUUGCUGUACAACAUUGCCGCGGAGUUUAUUUCCAGGACUCGAGCAAACAUGGCCGUCAACGAAUGCGGCAGCCGACCGUACACGGUGUUCGUCGAGGGGAACGUGGGUAGCGGAAAAACUACUUUUUUGGAACAGUUCGCAGACUGCCCGAACGUGUACCUCGCCAAGGAACCGGUGCACAAAUGGCAGGACGUGCGCGGCCAUAACUUUUUGGGCCUGAUGUACGAGGACCCGAAACGGUGGAGCUUCGCGUUUCAGUCCAUCGUGCAGAGGACCAUGUUGGAACUGCACCAGACCAGACCGAAACUACCCGGUCAGAACAUCAAGAUAAUGGAACGGUCCAUCUAUAGCGCCCGAAAUAUAUUUGUUGAAAACUUAUACAAAGAUAAUCUUAUGGCAGCUCCCGAAUAUUCUGUGCUAGAUGCAUGGUAUAAGUGGCUAAUAGAAAAUGUUCAAAUUGAAUCAGACCUCAUAAUUUAUUUGAGGACUGAUCCAGAGAUAGCUUACCAAAGAAUCAAAACCAGGAAUAGGUCUGAAGAAAAAAAUGUUUCAUUGGAAUACAUACAACAUUUACAUGAAUUGCAUGAUAAGUGGUUAAAUGUACACAUUACUGACGUACCAAAGAAUAUACCUGUAGUGAUUGUUGAUGCUAAUCAAAGUAUGGAUUUAGUUAAAAAGCAAUUUAAAGGUAUUAGAGACCUAAUAACUAAAAAUGCGUCUGCACUUGGAGAACCAAAAACAAGUCCCACAAAUACUGAAAUUGGUAAAAAUAUAAAUGACAUUCACAUCUCAUCUAAUUGUAAAUUGAUGUCUGACUCCUCGACCAUUAUUCCAGCUCAAAGAGUCUAAUUUAAACAUUAUUUUCUUUGUCAGCUUAAACUUAUAAGACAUAUAUAUUUUUUACUUUAUAUUUAUACUUUUAUUUACGUAAAUACUUUUGAUAGAAAAAUAAAAAUAUUGAAUAAGGGACACGGAUUUCACAAGGUUUCCUAUAUAUUUUGUAAUUAUAUAUAAUAUAGUAUAAUACAUAUUGCAAUAUGAUUAGUCAAAAAGAAAAUCUAUACAUUUAUACUUGUAAAAAAAUAUUAUUUAUUAUCAUUUUUUUUUUUUCGUUUAAACUAUUUCACUGGUAAAUGUUACUUAUUGCACAUUUGAAACAUUU
Messenger RNA from Metopolophium dirhodum (rose-grain aphid), 1369 nucleotides. Its product is annotated as deoxynucleoside kinase-like. Gene Ontology annotation, cellular component: mitochondrion; cytoplasm. The transcript has 5 exons. The record is from RefSeq and is a predicted model, not a curated record. Gene Ontology annotation, molecular function: deoxynucleoside kinase activity. Lineage: Eukaryota; Metazoa; Arthropoda; Insecta; Hemiptera; Aphididae. Bases 70 to 1056 code for a protein of 328 amino acids.